AUGUUGAUUAGAUGGUUAGAGGUAUGCAUUUUAUUCGCGGAAAUUCUGCCUUUGAUGUCGUCAAAGUUUCGUUCGGAAAAGAUUAAUUACAUUUAUGAAAAGGCUCUUCAACAUAUUGCCGAUCGAAAACGUUUACAGAAACUGGAGGGCGAACUCAGCAAUUAUGACAAUGUGUACAUGGAUACAAAAGCAGUACAUAAAUCAAGGAGUGCUGAUGAAUUCAAUAGUCAGAUGGAGAAAAUCGAUAAGAAGCUGGUCACUUUGUUAGAGAAAUACGAUCUUCAACAGGCCAUAUAUGCUUUCAAAGAGAAAAUGAAGCACAAAAAUGAAUUCAUUGAAAGUACGGACCAUCCGAAAGUGACAGAUUUGGCAGCUUUUGAUGACGAGCGAUUACAGCAGUUAUGGGAGACGGCUAAGAAUGGAAAGUUUUCGGAUAUUGAGUUGAUAGCACUUCAUAGCGAACUCAAAGAUGCUGAAAGAAAAACGAGAUUGUAUGAUGAUACACUCCAACAAAUGAAUAAGGUUCCCAUGGAGAACUCAAUUCAUUUCGACGACCACCACUCUUUAGAUGUCAAAAAAGCACAACUGAAGAAGGUCCAUCGCGAUAUGUCUGAGCACAUUGAUCAACUUCACCAGAAGAUACAUGAAAACACCAAGAGCCCCUUUGAAAAUGAUCGCGUCAGGCGAUUAUGGAAGUCUGCCCAAAUGAAUGGAAAUUUCUCUCAAAAAGAUUUGGAUAUUAUGAAAGACGAAUUGCUCCAUUUCGAUACGCAACUUAAGAAGAUCGCUUUCCAUAAGAAAGAGUUGGACGCCCGCCGUGAAGAACGAAAGAAACAAGGAAAAAUGACUCUACAUGCUGUGGAAGACCUAGAACUAGAAGCAAAGCAUGAAAAAAUGGAGAGGAAGUUGAGAAAGCUGGAGAAGUAUUUGGAUUCAAAAAUACAGCACAGCGAACUAUAG
Haemonchus placei is the source of this 960-nucleotide messenger RNA. The record is from the annotation of a GenBank genome assembly. NCBI's taxonomy places the organism in Eukaryota, Metazoa, Nematoda, Chromadorea, Rhabditida, Trichostrongylidae.